AUGACAUUUUGUGCUUCACGUAUUAACUUGGAUAACAUUGCUAAUGAAGAUGCUAGCUCACAUCACACAUCAAAUGACGAAAAUUGCAAAUUAGAUAACAAUCAUGAUAAUUCACUUUUCUCUAAUCUUUUCUCAAGCCCAAGAAUAGAUCCAAAUAUGUUUUCUGUGAUUCUGCUAGGAAAAUUCAAAGGCUUGUAUGAUACAAGAGAGUUGAGAUGUUACAAGAAUACGUGUAAUAGUUGUACUCACUGCAGAUAUUUGCCCUACGUAUCUUCUCCGUUGAAGGAUACAAGUGAUUUUGAAGGAUCCAACCUUAAUCCUAUACUUGGAUGUAGGAUAAAUCUGACGAAAAGCGAAGAAUUGAAAUUGAGAUUUCAUUCCGAAUUGGAUCAUCUAGUUUGCAUUUUUAAGGAGUUCAAGGAUUGGAAAAAUUCCGAACCACAUCAUCUAGAUGCCUUGCCAGAAGAACUCAAUUCUGCAGAGCCAGAGUGUCAUCGCAACCUUGAAACCAACGAAAUGAGUAACAGCCCGGAUACCGAUAUUAAAUCCAGAAAUUCUACUAAGAAUUCAGUGGAAGAUAUUAAAAAAGAGUUACCAUAUAGCGUAAUAAUUAACUCACAAGUGCUGGUGCUCUCUGAUAUCUUACUGAUAUAA
Molecule: messenger RNA, 654 nt
Organism: Priceomyces carsonii
Lineage: Eukaryota; Fungi; Ascomycota; Pichiomycetes; Serinales; Debaryomycetaceae
Exons: 1
Coding region: 1-654 (217 amino acids)
Source: RefSeq, a predicted model, not a curated record